UCUUUUCCAUGCUACUUCCCAGAGUUGCAACCAGCUAAAGUCAAUCCCAGUGGGACAUCUGCUGGUGGACUCCCAUAUAUUCAGGGAUUCAGGGCAGAGAGCAGUAUGCUUUUGCUUCUAAAAUUGCAGAUUCAUACUCUCUCCUCUUCUUUCUCCUCUUCUCCAAGAGUUCUUUGCUGGGUGCUGGCUGUUCUUGGAUAUUCAUACAGAUUACAGGCCUCAAGUCUUUCUGCUGGUGAAUUAACUGAUCUUCAGGUGAGUUUUGCUUAUUGGAUUUUUUUUUCUUCAUUGCUGAAUCUACUAAAUUCUGUGUCUAGGUCUGUUGCAAGAAUUUCAUUGCUCUUGUCUCUACUGAAUAUUUCAAUUCAUCUAGGGAAAGUUUUUCAUGGAAACCUUUUUCAGGAAAGGUAUUAGUUCAGUUUUCUUUGGAUUAGACUGUAUUUAAUGGGCUCUUCCUUUCGGUUCUUGUGCUUAUCAUCAGUUCAUCUAUUUCUGUUUGUAACCGUCAGUUCAUCUUCUGAAGAUCAACGGUCACACCGCAAACUUGGUUACUCUACAAUUCAAUGUGAAUACAAGUGUUUUUUCUCAUGGAUUUUGUUGGACAACAUACAAUUCUUAACUCUGACUGGGACGAGUGUUUCUCUGUCAGAUUUGCAUACUUCAUGUCUUUAUUUCUUUGUUACAAUUUUUCUGAGUUUUCUAGAGAUUUUGUUCUUCGUUUCUGCUCUCUGGGCUCACAGCAAGGAGAAACACAAGAAAAGAGACGGUUUAUACUUUUAUACCAAGAGUACUUUUACGGUGAUCUCUACAUGAUAUUCUGAAGAUAUAGCUGAAGAGUCCUAGAAGAAAAACCCUGAAUUACAGUAAUGACUUGCUUUCCUGCGUUCUGGAGAAACAAAAAAUCCAGGAGUCAAAUUGUGCAGCAUGACAAAGAUACACCGAUCAUCAGAAAUGUGAAGAUCUACUCCUCCAAGGAGCUCAGAAAAGCCACAAAAAAUUUCUGCUCAGGACACAAACUAGGACAGGGUUCUUUUGGCUGCGUCUACCUGGGAAAGCUCAGGAAUGGUCAGAAAGUUGCCAUCAAGGUGCUCUCCUCCGAGUCAAGGCAAGGAACAAGGGAGUUCUUAAAUGAGCUGAGUGUCAUAUCCAACAUAAACCAUCACAAUCUUGUGAAAUUGCAUGGCUGCUGCGUCGACGGAGAUCAGAAAAUGCUGGUCUACAAUUACCUGGAGAACAACAGUCUUGCACAGUCCCUCUUUGGCAAUUCCCAUAGUAGUAUCCAAUUAGACUGGAAAACAAGAGUGAAAAUAUGCAUCGGCGUCGCGAGUGGGCUCAAGUAUCUUCAUGAAGAAGUCCGGCCGGUCAUCGUCCACCGUGAUAUCAAGGCAAGCAACAUUCUUCUUGACAAGGAUCUGAGCCCCAAGAUAUCAGAUUUUGGGCUGGCAAAGCUUUUCCCGGGCAACAUGACGCAUAUCAGCACCAGGGUUGCAGGAACACUAGGAUAUCUUGCACCGGAGUAUGCGAUCCGAGGGCAGCUGACAAAGAAGGCCGACGUCUACAGCUUUGGAGUUCUACUUCUGGAGAUUGUCAGUGGAAGAUGCCACACUGACCCCAGAUUGCCUCUUCAAGAUCAGUUCCUACUCGAAAGGGCUUGGGCGCUCUACGAGUCCGGUGAUCUCAAAAGCCUAGUUGACGGCACCUUGAAAGGCGUCUUCGACACCGAGGAAGCGCAACGGUUACUGAAAAUAGGUCUCCUGUGCACUCAAGAUACUCCGAAGAUCAGGCCCUCCAUGUCGACGAUCGUCAAGAUGCUCAAGGGCGAGUGCGCAAUUGGCGAUAAGAUCAUGAGGCCAGGCCUGAUCACAGAUGUCAUGGACCUGAAAAUCAGAACAGUUGAGCCGGUUCAGUUCAGUGCCUCUCCACCCAAAUCUCCUUCAGACAGCAACUCCCAGGUGUCCAUGCUUGCAGUAGCUGGUAGCACUGUGGUAGAAGAGAGCCCCUGAUGGAAGGUUGGAUAUCUGAAGGAAAAGAUGAUUUCAGGUUAGAAAGAUAUAAAAGAAGAAUGAAAAGAUGCCUGAAAAGCAAUGGUUGUAAAUUGAAAGGGAGAUGGAAAGAGCCAAAGAGGAUCUUAUACAUUUUUUUUUGUUUGUGUAGUUUUGCUAGGUAGAUACUAUUGUAGGAAUGUUGUUUGUAUACAUAGCAUCUGAGUUUUAUUAUCACCAGCUAUACAAACCCUUGGUGUUUAUACUAGUCCUUGAGGUUUACAAAAUUUAGGCCCUACUUGAAACA
Messenger RNA from Oryza sativa Japonica Group (Japanese rice), 2289 nucleotides. RefSeq names its product cold-responsive protein kinase 1. The record is from RefSeq and is a predicted model, not a curated record. Gene Ontology annotation, molecular function: protein serine/threonine kinase activity; ATP binding. Lineage: Eukaryota; Viridiplantae; Streptophyta; Magnoliopsida; Poales; Poaceae. Gene Ontology annotation, biological process: protein phosphorylation.